Messenger RNA from Macrobrachium nipponense, 399 nucleotides. RefSeq lists its product as uncharacterized. Gene Ontology annotation, biological process: DNA repair. Gene Ontology annotation, molecular function: double-stranded DNA 3'-5' DNA exonuclease activity. The coding region runs from base 1 to 399 and encodes 132 amino acids. The record is from RefSeq and is a predicted model, not a curated record. The transcript has 2 exons. NCBI's taxonomy places the organism in Eukaryota, Metazoa, Arthropoda, Malacostraca, Decapoda, Palaemonidae.
AUGUGGAAUGUUGGUACUCUUACAGGAAAGCUGAGGGAGGUAGUGGAUGUGAUGGAGAGGAGGAGGAUAGAUUUUUUGUGUGUGCAGGAGACUAGGUGGAAAGGGAGUAGAACUAGAGAGACAGGAAAUGGGUAUAAGCUCUAUUACAGUGGGUCACGAGAGGGAAGAAAUGGAGUUGGAAUUAUAAUGGGGUACCAAGAGCAAGAGAAAGAAUUAUUUAGACAAGAGUUUGAGGCUGCCAUUAGAAAAGUGAAAGAGGAGGAGAAACUAAUAAUAGCAGCUGAUCUGAAUGGCAGGGAGGGAAAGAGAGGAGAUGGGUAUGAGAGGUACAUGGAGGCCAUGGGUUUGGAAUUAGAAAUGAAGAUGGGGAUUAUUAUUGGAGAUGGCUCAGAGUCUUGA